CUUCGCUCGCGCGCGUAGUGGGUGAUAUACUACGUGCACGCUGCCACGUUUCUUCUCGCUCGCUCGCUUCUGUGUCGCACGUACGUAGCCAUCGCUCGUGUCUUGGUGCUCGCGCAUGCGCACUAUAGUUCGAAUCGUCGACUACUUUAUUUGGGGGAGGUAAACGCGGACGUUUCGUCACCGCGGGGUACGAACACAACGAGCGCAUGCGAGCGACCGUUACAUCUAUAUAUCUAUAUACAUAAUACACACAGAGCGAUUGCUGGUCGUGGUUAUUGUAGGUUCGGGGUUCCUACCUGCGAGUAGGCAGGCUGCAGAUAGCGCGAUGGUUAGUCAGGAGCAGAGCCGACGGAUGUGACUCGAUGCACGGGUGCGACGACGGACCGCCGACACAGCAACCGAAGCCAGCGCGCACGCCUUCUCCAUAGCAACGCAAUCGCACGUACGCGCAACGUCGCCAUGGUAACGCCAUCGUCGCAGCAGAGCCAUCGUCAUCGUCGUCGUCGUCGGCCGCUGUGCGUGGUCGCGUUGACCGUCGUGCUGUGGUUAGGGGCGACGGCGCCGGCGACAGGUCUGCCGCUAUCAGCCUAUAAGCUACCGGCCGGUUACCUGGAGGACCACGCCGUUGACAAGGCAAUUGCGUACCUGAGAAAGUUUGGUUACAUCGAGGAUGAGGAAAACUCGAUCGUAAUGGGCAGAGCAAUUACCAACUUCCAGUACAUGGCGGACAUCGCACAGACGGGCCGGCUCGAUGACGUCACGCUGCGCAAGAUGGAGGAGCCUCGGUGUGGCGUCAAGGACAGCUUUCUGCAGGAAGACGGCGCUGCGAUAGCUGCCAAAGUGCAAUACAGGUCGAACCGUCGAUCGCGCAUCAAAUCAGCGAAGCUGAGGCAGGGUUUAGGAGCUGGGUUCUUCAGCCGCUGGUGGUUCAAGUGUGACUUCACGUGGAACGUCAUCAACGGCCACGACAAGCGCUCACGUGACGUCACGCGCACGCUCGUGAGACGUGCGCUCAGCCAGUGGUCUAACGCUAUCAACAGAGGGCGUAGAUCUCCUAUAUUCACCUUCCGGGAGGAACCGGAUAGAAACGAUACGGACCUCAGGUUCAGCUAUGAGAAAGGAAAGCACGGAGACUCUAAUGCAUUCGAUGGCCCCCAGGGGGUGCUGGCGCAUGCGUUCUUUCCCUACAUCAGUGGAGACUUUGAGGGGCAGCUUCAUAUUGACGGAGAUGAGGACUGGCAGGGAUCGUCGUCAGUAGGACAGCUACUCUACUACGUCAUCAUGCACGAAAUCGGACACAUCUUCGGGCUGACGCACUCCAACAAGGAGUCGUCGGUCAUGUACGGCUACCUAGGCUUCGAGCGAUCCAGCAUACGUCACCUGAGGCACGAAGACAUCAAGCGAAUACGCGCCCACUAUCCGUAUCGUUUCUGCGACAUCUACGCCAAGCGCCACUCAUCGUUACUCGACAGCAACUACAAGAAGACGCAGAGGGCCACUCCCGCACCGGGAACCAAACAUUAGUACUGUUCUUACAUCCAGCUACUGCCGAGUAAGGUGCAGAUGCAGAUGGAGACGGGAUCCUGGGCCUUGACGAACUAUAACACGACGAAGAGACUCACACGAGCCAUCCGCUGAUCUUUAUAUACUUAAGUUAGUAUACAGAGAUCAGUGCAGUCAUCCCGCCACCUGACUUCACACUUAGUGUAUAGUGCUGCCACCUAGUGUAAGAGAAUAACAAUAUCCGAGAGCACGAUUAUCGACUUUAUGAUUGAAAAAUUGUUAAUAACGGUAACGAUCCUGAGCUAUAGACACAAACAAAUAAGAUACGAUGCAAAAAUCAACAGAUGGAUUUACGGGACUUUUGCAGUGUGCCAUGCUUGAAACCAAACGUCAGUCUGCUUCUAGAACCAAGUGCUAUUAAUUACACAUUGCACGAGUAGCCACUUGUACGUUUUUGUAGCCACAUAGUUUGUUAAAUAUGAAUAAUGGCAAGCAUUUCAUAAACGUACUGCAAACCUUUAAAUUCAUUGUUUAGCAAAUCUUGAUGGUUUAAGAACGUGUACGUAGACAAGGAAAGUGACAUCAUUUCAGUUAAAGCAACUAUUAACCAAAGCAAAAAUAAAUGCCAAAUUGUACCUAUGAGGAUUUUUUAAUAGUUGUUUAAACAACAAGUGGAGUAUGAAUGUGAUUGUGAGCGAAUUAUUUGAGCACGUUUGUAUUCAACUUAAUGUUUAUUUAUUGAGCACUGUACAAAAGCAAUAUAGUAUAUAUAUAUAUAAAUGGUGUAAUUACUAUUAGUUUGGUAUUUAUUGUGCUCUUAUCUAACUGCUGUUUUUGUAGGAAUUUAUAUACAGGAUAGAAGAGCACUUAUUCAUGUAUAUUAUAUAAAUAUUACUGGCUUCAACAGAACCAUUGUUGUGUUAGAUUACUGUGCAGGAAAUGCAUGCACACUUUCAAUAGUGAUGUACUUCAAUGUUAAACAGCUAUAAAGCAAAUUCUGUAAACCAUAAAACGACACAAUUUAUUUACUUACAAUCUUA
Molecule: messenger RNA, 2543 nt
Organism: Priapulus caudatus
Lineage: Eukaryota; Metazoa; Priapulida; Priapulimorpha; Priapulimorphida; Priapulidae
Product: matrix metalloproteinase-28-like
Exons: 8
Coding region: 460-1524 (354 amino acids)
Biological process (GO): extracellular matrix organization; proteolysis; collagen catabolic process
Cellular component (GO): extracellular matrix
Molecular function (GO): zinc ion binding; metalloendopeptidase activity
Source: RefSeq, a predicted model, not a curated record